GACGCGGGCGUCGGGCCGGGCGUCGCAGUCACGGAGUACGUCAUGUUACCGCUGGUCGCCGUCCUUGAGGUGGUGGUGCUGCUGGGCACAGUCAUGGUGGCGCUGUUGGUCGCAGUCGUUGUGCUCGUUGUGACAGCGGUGCUGCUGGUCGAAUUCGUGGUGACGCUGGUGCUGCUGGUGGCGCUGCUGGUCGCAGUCGUGGUGGCGCUGCUGUUGCUAGCAGUCGUGGUGGGCGUCGUUCUGCUGCUG
Prorocentrum cordatum is the source of this 249-nucleotide messenger RNA. Lineage: Eukaryota; Dinophyceae; Prorocentrales; Prorocentraceae. The record is from the annotation of a GenBank genome assembly.